CAUCACAUUCACGCCAAGCAACAGGCACAUCUCUCUCUCUUUCUCUCUCCACUCUCUGUGUUCGUUUUGCCUUCCCACUCUUUCUCUCUCUAUAACGUCUUCGGACUCAAUUCGAUCGUCAUUGUAUGGCCGCCAAUUCCAAGUGCCGAGGCAUCACCAGCUUGGGGAAACGAGUUGCCAACCAGAUCUGGACUCACAACUCGCCUCUCAGAACUCACGCUCUUCCUUCCUCUUCCUCUUCCUCUGCUCUCGCUCUCAGGCGAGCCACCUAUACUUCACUGUACGAGAAAAAUUUGGAUGAUCAAGUUUGUCCAGCAGUGGUCCCUGACUAUGUAAUCCAAGCAGCCCACUCCGACAAGUACUGGGCUCCUCACCCACAGACUGGGGUAUUUGGGCCUCCAACUGACCACAUCACUGCUACCGCUACAGCCACCGUUGGAAGCCACAACCGUUCAACGCCGGCAGCUGCCGAUGCCAGUGCUGCAUCAGUGCUGGAGGAGAAGGCCUGGUUCCGCCCAACCAGCCUGGAGGACUUGGAGAAGCCCCACCACUUGGCUUAAGCUUUGAUACUAUCACUACUACUUUUAUAUAUAUAUAUAAGAUAAUAAGCACUAGAGUAGUGCAUUGUGGUGUGCUUGCCUUUGUGUUGUUGGUAUACAUUGCUCCAAGUUUGAUGCUUGUUGAGGAGUUUCUAUUUUAUGUAGUUUCUACUUAUGAACAACAUUAUGAAGGUGUGGUCCAAGUGCUUUUUAUGGACCACUGGUGGUGGUGGUGAUAAUGAUAAAAUUAUAGUUAUGCUUA
This is a messenger RNA of Prosopis cineraria, 801 nucleotides long. Its product is annotated as late embryogenesis abundant protein At5g17165-like. Lineage: Eukaryota; Viridiplantae; Streptophyta; Magnoliopsida; Fabales; Fabaceae. The record is from RefSeq and is a predicted model, not a curated record. The transcript is spliced from 2 exons. Bases 126 to 560 code for a protein of 144 amino acids.